Pochonia chlamydosporia 170 is the source of this 1050-nucleotide messenger RNA. RefSeq names its product F-box domain-containing protein. Gene Ontology annotation, molecular function: protein binding. The record is from RefSeq and is a predicted model, not a curated record. The coding region runs from base 1 to 1050 and encodes 349 amino acids. The transcript has a single exon. NCBI's taxonomy places the organism in Eukaryota, Fungi, Ascomycota, Sordariomycetes, Hypocreales, Clavicipitaceae.
AUGAGUAAUCAGGAUCUUACCGAUGAUGAGAUUAGACUCUACACCUAUAACGAGCCUCUGAACGACAACUACGUCUAUGUGUACCACCUGGAUGCGAUCGAUCUUGAAUCACGGCUGCCCCUUGAUGUGGGUCGACAUGAUGCCGGAUACGGGGCCGGGCUUGGGGGCUUGAACCGACUGCCGAGAGAGUUGCUCAUCCGAGUGUUGCUAAUCUUGGAUAUACCGACCUUGACUGCGUUCCGGGCUGUGAAUAAGCACACCAUGAAGACAGUCGACUCGCUGUACGAGUAUUCCAUGGUUACCAAAUACUGCCCUGACAUCCUUCGUGCGAUUCUUGCGCUGGACGCUCGAGCAUAUGGAUUAGGGCGGUUGUUUGAGACACUCUGCAAGACACCCUGUCGAUGGUGUUGUGAGUUUGGGGGGUUGGUACAUCUGUACACAUGCGAGAGGACGUGCGAGUCUUGCUCGUGCUACAUAAUGAAUACCCCGGUUUCAAUACAAGAAGCAGCACGAAUUACAAAGUUGCCACACGACAAAGUAAAGGGCUCGUAUCCUUCCAUCCGAUCUCUUCCCGGGUACUACGGCUAUAAGAGACCAGAUCCAGAGGAUAUGCAAGUUGUACAACAAAGACUACUAUUGUUUGACUCACUCACCCUGCACGGCGGAGUUGCUGGAAAAGUCAAACUGGUUGGGCCAGAGUCCAUCAGCAAACUUCUCCCAGACGAUGACGAGCAAGACACUCGAUUCAUGGGCCUCAUAUCCGCGCCAUACUUUGAAGAGUCACGAGACGGCAAGAAGAAGCACGUGGCAAACUGGGGAUACUAUUGUGCCGCAUGCCGGUGUCAGGGGCGAUCCGUUUUGCAGAAGUUUACUCGACGAGGGCUCGUGGAGCAUAUUCAAGAAGACGGCCAAAUACUAUGGGAGAAAGGGAAUGAGAUAUAUGACAUAACGAGUCCUGCUGCUGCUGGCAGCACUCCGGGUAAUUUGAGGGAGGAAGGAUACCGGGCGAGACACGAUGAUCCCCACGUUGAAGUAGAUGUGGGUGAUUAA